AUGCAGUUUCGCAAGAUUCUGGAUGGUCCGAAAGACUAUAUAUCAAGUUUGAGCCUUCUUUCGGGCUGUUCUCAUGUUCUUUAUACGGCUUGGGACGGUGAGAUGAGCAUAUAUGAUUACGAGAAUGAAUCCAAAUUGGUAGAACUGAGACACGAUACGGCGUUAUUAUCGUUGUGUCCGACUGAUGAUGGGAAGAUUUACGUGGGGUCAGUGAACGGAGAGGUUUUGGAGGCGGAUCUGGAGUCUGGACGGUUCAAUUUGGUUUCUGACAUUGCGCAACUUGGCAUUUCUACGAUGUGCUCCUAUAAAAAUGAUCUGGUCGUUGGGUCAUGGGAUGGUAGUAUACAACUGAUAGACACGAGAAGCAAUAACCUAGCUUUUCGAACAUCGCCGUCUGAACAUAAGGUAUUGUCGCUGGACUGCGUUGGUGACAGAGUUGUAGCGGCGUGCACUAAGGGAGUUGUCAAGAUAUAUGAUUUACGGGACAGAACAGAGCCCCGAAUAAGAGAAUCGGGGCUUAAAUUUCAAACAAGAGAUCUCAAGGUUAUGCCUAACGGUCAAGGGUUUGUGCAGAGUUCAAUUGACGGAAGAGUAGCAGUUGAGUUUUUCGAAGAUGACGAUUCGUCCAGAUUUGCUUUUCGAUGCCAUCGCAUGAAUUUACAAGACUCGCAGUUCGUGUUCCCGGUAAAUUCUGUGUGUUUUAAGCCGAAUUCUCUGGUUUUGUUCACUGGAGGCUCGGACGGUAAAGUGUGCAGUUGGAAUCUGGAAACCCGCAAAAAGAUUGACGAGCUGCCAAAGUUUGACGAAAGUGUCAUUAAGUUGGCCUGUAAUGGCAGCAUUUUGGCUGUGGCUACGGGCGAUGAUUCUUUCAAAACUUUGGCGACUAUUGAAAAACUUGAUCUGCAACCUGGAAGCAUUUAUGUAUCAAAACUAUGA
Molecule: messenger RNA, 936 nt
Organism: Lachancea mirantina
Lineage: Eukaryota; Fungi; Ascomycota; Saccharomycetes; Saccharomycetales; Saccharomycetaceae
Source: the annotation of a GenBank genome assembly